Molecule: messenger RNA, 898 nt
Organism: Dentiscutata erythropus
Lineage: Eukaryota; Fungi; Glomeromycota; Glomeromycetes; Diversisporales; Gigasporaceae
Source: the annotation of a GenBank genome assembly
AAGAUAUCCAAUGAUUUUGAGCAAAUAUCACUUCAAAGGAAAGAUCAGAGAUGUAUAACAAUGGCUAAUGAAUUUGAAUCAAUAUUGCUACAAGGAGAAGAUCAGAAUAUUAACUUUAAUAAAGUAGAGUAUCACAAUCAUGUUUUUAAUAAUAUCAUGGAAGCUGAAAAGUUGUCUGUUGAAUCAACAUUGCUACAAGAAGAAGAUCAGACUGUUAACUUUAAUGAAAAUCAUGUUUCUAAUAAUAUCAUAGAAGCUGAAAAGUCAUCUGUUGAAUCAACGUCACUACAAGAAGAAGAUCAGAUUGUUAACUUUAAUGAAGUAGAGCAUCGCAAUCAUGUUUCUAAUAAUAGUAUAGAAUCCGAAAAAUCGCCUGUUGAAUCAUCAUUGCUACAAGGAGAAAAUCAGACUGUUGACUUUAUUAAAGUAGAGCAUUAUAAUCAUGUUUCUAAUAAUAUCAUGGAAACUAAAAAGUCAUCUGAUUUUUUCGAAGCAAUGUUGCUUAAAGAAGACAAUUCAUUUACUGAUUUUGAUAAGGCUGUGGAUCAUGUACGCAGAUUUGUUAAGUACAAGGGUUUCAAAGUGCAUCUUGGACAUGUAAUAGCUAUUAAUAAGGCUGACAAUGAAAAGAUUAUCCGCAAAAGAACAAUUGUUUGUAAGCAUUCAGGUGUAUAUAAACCAAAGAAUCCAGAGAAACCUGGCACUUCAGUUCAACAAAAGUGUCAGUGGCACAUGAAUUUCUUCCGUCCACAAGACAGUCUUGAUGUUAUUGUAACAACACUUAAUAAUAAUCAUAAUCAUGAAUUAUCACCAAAGGCUAUACAGUUUGAGAAAAACAGACAAUUCACUGCAGAAAUGCUACAGGAAGUUGAGUUUCUCGUAACUAAAUGUAAUUUUG